AUGACAACGAUGACCGCGUUUGACGAAGGGCUUCUGAUAAUUGGUUUAUGCCUCUACUUGAAUCCGGAAACAAAAAACAGUUUAUAUCAGAUAUUUGUUAAUCAUAAAUGUCCGGAACUCCGGUACAAUGCUGAACCACUGGCUGAACAGAUAGAGGAGGAUACAUUUGAAAAAAUAAUGACUGAAUUGAACAUUGAUAUCAAGAAAUUAAAGAUGAAGGAGAGCGAUAUAGAUAAUGAGGUCCAAACGACUCUUAUUAAUGGAGCGAAUUCGCUUGUUGAUAUCGACCUGAAUUUGGAUUCUUUGGAAAAACAAAAGAAGAAGAAGAAAAAGAAAAAGAAAAACAAAGAGACAGAGUCGAAAAUUACGGCAAAGAAGCAAGGUACUCCACCGGAGUUUUCUGAUAAGAGUAGUGGAGACUUUGGGGAUACUGGAGAAAAGGACUCAAAGAUUCUUGCGAAAGAGUGCAGAAAACUAACAUUGCCACUAUUUCUUCCAGUGAACCAAUUGAUAUUAGAAAAGAUGGAGGAGCAUGAGAUAACAGAUGAAAUGAGACAAGAAGACAAGAGUGUUUCCAACACGAGCAAGCAAGAUGUAACUGAGGGGAAGGAGAUCAAAGAGAAAGCAUCGAGACUGGAAGAAAUCGACAAGAGUAGCCAAGGGCCAUUAAUUUUGAACAACGGUGGGAACAAUAAAGAUAAUGAUGAAAAGAGAAAUAAUGAUAAUAAUAAUAAGAAGAAGAAGAAGAAGAAAAAGAAGAAGAAGGAAGAGGAGGAGGAGGAGGAGGAGGAGGAGGAGGAGGAGGAAAAGAUGAUGAUGAAUAGUAAAACCAAUGAUGGCGAUGACGAAAAUGAGGAGGAUGAAGAAAUAGAAGAUACUGACAACGAAAACAAAGAGAACAGUUUAAGUUCUCAAAACAUUUUCAAUGCGUUAUAUUCAAAGAAUCUAGCUUCAACAACUUCAGCACCUAUCAAUGCUAAGUCCUCAUUAUCGGUAAAGACAGAUUCUUCAUCUUCAUCUCUCGAUAGAGGUACUGCGCAAAAUAACGAAGACAACGGCGUUGGAAAUAGCGAUGAAGAUGAAUAUUCUAAAUUUGUUUACGAUGAAAUGGAUCUUGACCCCAAUUUCAUAUACUUGGUUGAACAUUUAGCCGAUUGCUUUCCUACGUUUUCGAAAACAGAUUUGAAAAUUAGGCUCAAGUUGACAAAUAGUGUAGAGGAGUUGAUUGAAGAGUUGUUUAUUGAAACCGAGCUGCAUGAAAUCCAAGAGCAAGAAGAAUUUCUCGCCCAACAACAGCUAGAGCAGCAACAAAAACAGCAGCAUCAGCAACAGCAACAGCAGCAACAAAUCAGCAGUUCCAAGUAUGGCGAAGAAGCACUAAAAUUACACGAGAUAUUUCCUCAAAUAAGCUUGCCAAUUAUAGCUAAACGGUUGCAAAAGAAUAAUGGCGAUGCUGAAAUGACAACGAUGAGUCUUUUGGAUGAGCCAGUUGAAGCAGAGUUUACCACCAAACAGUCCCAGAACAAACAAAAUACAGCUAAUGAAUGGUUUCAAAUCUCGACGAUGGUUAAUAGGGUGAAAUCCUUUUUAGAUAUGAAGAAUGAUAGCCUCGGAGGUCACCAGGGCGGUGAAAAUGCAAACAAGUACUUUCUUGAAGAUGAAGAGAUUACUCAUUAUGCACGUAAAAGUAACGGCAACUAUUUCGAUGCACUCACAGGAAUCAUCAUGAAUUGCCGUCCAAAAAUUCGCAAGGAAGUGAUUGUAGCGACAACGAAGAAGAAAGUAGGUGGUAGAGUUCAGCGAGGAGGGUCACGCCUGGCUGCAAAUCGUGGUAGAACAACUACAGAAAUUAGAGUCGUUAGCACAGAUUACAAGUACAACCCCAAUGCAACAGAAAGCAAAGAACUAUGGCAAUUCUACCAUUCAAAUCCAGAUAUGCAAAUGUUGGACAAGACUUUUCUCAUUAAUGCUUUAGAGUUUUUCAGAGGCAACUGCGAUCAAGUUCUAAGCUUGGCGUUUGAGUUGGCACAAGAAAAAGGUCCAAGCCUAAGCCCAUCGUGGAGUACUGGAAUUAACAAUGGGUUAUCGUCAAAGGGUUUAAAGACUGCGCCGAUAAAGUUUGCUCCAAAGCAAACUACUGAUUCGUACUUGAUAUUGGCACAAAAAUUCAAAACUUAUACAGCCAAGCGAAAAGCUAGCGUACCUCUUUUUUCAUCGUCUUCUUCUUCUUCUGCUUCUUCAACCAGUGCUUCAACAAUAAUUAAACCUUCGGGACAGAUUGAGCGGUUAAACACGUAUAUUGGAACGGGGCGUUUGGACUUGCACAACUUCAAAUUGGUUGAUGCUAUUCAAACAACCAAACUUGUAUUGUCUCAUUGGUGGGACCAGGAGAAGAAACAACGAGAGGAACAAGGUCAAUUACAAAAGUUUGGAAACUUGGCGCAGUUUGUUCAUGAUAUUGAGAUUAUAACUGGACGUGGUCUCCACUCAGUAGGCGGGGUCAGUUUGAUUAGAAAGUAUGUUAAAGAAUACUUGGUAAGAGAGCGUUUUGUUUUUGACGAACAAGUGGGUAAGUUUGAUGUUAAGGGUAAGCGGAAAUAA
Lodderomyces elongisporus is the source of this 2601-nucleotide messenger RNA. RefSeq lists its product as uncharacterized. The record is from RefSeq and is a predicted model, not a curated record. Bases 1 to 2601 code for a protein of 866 amino acids. Gene Ontology annotation, cellular component: nucleus. Gene Ontology annotation, molecular function: endonuclease activity. Lineage: Eukaryota; Fungi; Ascomycota; Pichiomycetes; Serinales; Debaryomycetaceae. The transcript has a single exon.